Messenger RNA from Erinaceus europaeus (western European hedgehog), 4783 nucleotides. It is a transcript of the gene PDE4B, whose product is annotated as phosphodiesterase 4B. The coding region runs from base 527 to 2737 and encodes 736 amino acids. Gene Ontology annotation, biological process: signal transduction. Gene Ontology annotation, cellular component: cytosol; nucleus; perinuclear region of cytoplasm. NCBI's taxonomy places the organism in Eukaryota, Metazoa, Chordata, Mammalia, Eulipotyphla, Erinaceidae. The transcript has 17 exons. The record is from RefSeq and is a predicted model, not a curated record. Gene Ontology annotation, molecular function: transmembrane transporter binding; 3',5'-cyclic-AMP phosphodiesterase activity.
GGUGGCGGGGUGGAGAAGGAGACUGAGGUGGGGGUACAGAGAUCAGGUGGGGAACGGAGGAGAUCAGGGGGCGCCCAUGACGCCCUGAAUCGUCCCCCCCACCCCGCCUCCCUGCCAGUUGCUGGGUCCGUGUGCGCUCUCUGCGGACGCCCGGGCUCCGUGCGCCCCUUUCCCGGCUCCUGGCCCCGCCUCGGCGUCGGCUGCAGGUUCCUCCUCCGCCGGGGCCCCGCCGCACUCGUGCGCCUCGCGAGCGCCCCCCACCCCUGCCCCCCGCCCGGCCCGGCCCGCAUCCCCGGAGCCCCGGGAGCGAGCAAGUCUGGGCGGCUUUGCAGGGACGCGCUGCGCCGGGCGGAGCCACGGCCGGACCCGGGCGUCCAGGGCGCAGCGGCCGCGGUGGUGGCACCCGGGCACCGGGAGCUCCUGGAGGAAGAAGGCGGCUGCGGAGACCCGGACCCGAGGAGGUCUUAAACACUGUCAGCAAGGCUGCACUGAAUUCGUCCUCAACGGGCAUAUUUUCACCUCUAUAAUGAAGAAGAGCAGGAGUGUGAUGACAGUGACGGCUGAUGAUAAUGUUAAAGACUACUUGGAAUGCAGUUUGAGUAAGUCCUACAGUUCUUCCAGUAACACACUUGGGAUCGACCUCUGGAGAGGAAGAAGGUUCUGCUCAGGAAGCUUACAGUUACCACCCCUGUCCCAGAGACAGAGUGAAAGAGCUCGGACUCCAGAGGGAGAUGGCAUUUGUAGACCCACCACAUUGCCUUUGACAACACUUCCCAGCAUCGCUAUUACCACCGUGAGCCAGGAGUGCUUUGAUGUGGAAAAUGGUCCAUCGCCAGGUCGAAGCCCACUGGACCCCCAGGCCAGCUCUUCCUCUGGGCUGGUGCUUCAUGCCGCCUUCCCAGGGCACAGCCAGCGCAGAGAGUCCUUUCUCUACAGAUCAGACAGCGACUAUGACUUGUCACCAAAGGCCAUGUCAAGAAACUCUUCACUUCCAAGCGAGCAACACGGCGAUGACUUGAUUGUCACACCUUUUGCUCAGGUCCUCGCCAGCUUACGUAGUGUGAGGAACAACUUUACCGUCCUGACAAACCUUCAUGGGACAGCCAACAAGAGGUCCCCAGCUGCUAGUCAGCCUCCUGUCACCAGAGUCAACCUACAAGAAGAAUCUUAUCAAAAAUUAGCAAUGGAAACACUGGAGGAAUUGGACUGGUGCUUAGACCAGCUGGAGACCAUACAGACUUACCGCUCCGUCAGCGAGAUGGCUUCUAACAAGUUCAAAAGAAUGCUGAACCGUGAACUAACUCAUCUCUCAGAAAUGAGCCGAUCGGGGAACCAAGUGUCUGAAUACAUUUCAAAUACUUUCUUAGACAAGCAGAAUGACGUGGAGAUUCCAUCACCCACCCAGAAAGACAGGGAGAAAAAGAAAAAGCAACAGCUCAUGACACAGAUAAGCGGAGUGAAAAAAUUGAUGCAUAGUUCAAGCUUAAACAACACAAGCAUCUCUCGCUUUGGAGUCAACACAGAAAACGAAGAUCAUUUGGCUAAGGAACUAGAAGAUCUGAAUAAAUGGGGUCUUAACAUCUUCAACGUGGCUGGAUAUUCACACAAUAGACCCCUGACAUGCAUCAUGUAUGCCAUAUUCCAGGAAAGAGACCUCCUUAAGACUUUUAAAAUCUCAUCAGACACAUUUGUUACUUACAUGAUGACUUUAGAAGACCAUUAUCAUUCUGAUGUGGCAUACCAUAACAGCCUACAUGCUGCUGACGUGGCCCAGUCAACACACGUUCUCCUUUCGACACCAGCAUUAGAUGCUGUCUUCACAGAUUUGGAAAUCCUGGCUGCCAUUUUCGCAGCUGCCAUUCAUGAUGUUGAUCAUCCUGGAGUCUCCAAUCAGUUUCUCAUCAACACAAAUUCAGAACUUGCUUUGAUGUAUAAUGAUGAAUCUGUGCUGGAGAACCAUCAUCUCGCAGUAGGUUUCAAACUGCUUCAAGAAGAGCACUGUGACAUCUUUCAGAAUCUCACCAAAAAGCAGCGUCAGACGCUCAGGAAAAUGGUGAUCGACAUGGUGUUAGCAACUGAUAUGUCCAAACACAUGAGCCUCUUGGCAGAUUUGAAGACCAUGGUUGAGACGAAGAAAGUUACAAGUUCAGGUGUUCUUCUCUUGGACAAUUAUACUGAUCGCAUACAGGUCCUUCGAAAUAUGGUGCAUUGUGCAGACCUGAGCAAUCCCACCAAAUCUUUGGAAUUGUAUCGACAAUGGACAGACCGUAUCAUGGAAGAAUUUUUCCAGCAAGGAGACAAAGAACGGGAGAGGGGAAUGGAGAUCAGUCCAAUGUGUGAUAAGCACACAGCAUCUGUGGAAAAAUCCCAGGUUGGUUUCAUUGACUACAUUGUCCAUCCACUAUGGGAAACCUGGGCUGACUUGGUGCAGCCUGAUGCCCAGGACAUUUUGGAUACGUUAGAAGACAACAGGAACUGGUAUCAGAGCAUGAUACCCCAGAGUCCCUCCCCACCAUUGGAUGAGCAGAGCAGAGACUGCCAGGGUCUCAUGGAGAAAUUUCAAUUUGAAUUGACCCUUGAAGAGGAAGAUUCUGAAGGACCUGAAAAAGAGGGAGAGAGACACAGCUAUUUCAGCAGCACAAAGAUGCUUUGUGUGAUUGAUCCAGAACACAGGGAUUCACCGGGAAAGACUGAUGGAGAUGUUGCAACAGAAGGCAAGUCUCCAACGGAUACUUAAUCACCCACUCCAUGUGGAGAUGAACAUUCCACCUUUGACGAGCAUGCCGGCUAUAUGGUAGGGCCAACCCACCGUGAGAGGCCGAGGCCUGCAUGGGACAAGGGCCAUGUGGCCUUUCCAGUUACUUGAGUGUGGAGCCAGAAUGUAAGACCAUGAAGCAAAUAGCUCAGGAAAUACCACCGUUGACUUGCCUUGCUGGCCAGCUUGGUGGAGAGCUGAGCUCAAUGUGGUACUCGAAGCUAGAUUCAGAUCAUGACCAAAUGGCUUGAACACAGAAGACACAAAACUGAGAGAUUUUUCUGCACUAAGUUUGGGGGCUCUGUCCCCUCUAGUGACUGAAGGAACGGACUAAUAACUUCAUUUAAAAAUCUGCUCACUUUGUCCCUUUGUCUGCCAACCUGUGUGCCUUUUUUGUAAAACAUUUUCAUGUCUUUAAGAUGCCUGUUGAAUAUGUAUUUAGUAGCAACUUAUACACAAGUAAGCAUUCAAAAGUUGGCAUAAACUUUUUUGACACUUUCUGCAAAAAAAAAAGAAAGAAAGAAAGAUGGAAGGAAGGAAAGAAGGGAGGAAAGAAAGAGAAAGGAAGGAAGGAAGGAAGGAAGGAAGGAAGGAAGGAAGGAAGGAAGGAAAUGGUCUUCCUUCUUUCUUGGGCAAUAUCUUUUCACUUUACUACAGUUACUUUUGCAAAGAGAAAGAAUAUACUUCUAACCACAUUCUGUUUUCUUCCUGCACUGUCCCAUUCAACUCCACAGUUGUCCUUGUGACUUAACUUCUUGCCCAUUUUGGACAGAAUGUGUUUUCCUUAAGUGUCGCCCUGUUAUGCUGUUAACAGAAUAAAGGUGAACAAGCUGAGGAGUAAAUGAAGACAGUCGUGUAGGUCACAGUAACAGUGUGUAAAAAAAAUUCAGCCUAAGGAGGCUUUGUGUCCCCCUGUGUCCUGAGCCCACUGGCAACAGGCACCAAGUUGCACGACCCCCAUCUUGCGCCCCCAACUCUUUUACUCCUUAACCCAGCCAAACUGUCUUCAAUUUAACGCUGCUACCCUUCUCUUGCACUGCCUUCCACGCUAACAUCCGUUUCUGUUUAGAACUUUGUAUUUAUUACUUACUGUACAUAGUGUAAUGUUUUGUAAGUUAUUAAUUUAUACAUCUAACAUUGCCUGUCAACGGUGGUGUUAAAUUUGUGUAGAAAACUCUGCCUAAGAGUUGCGACUUUUCUUGUACCUUUUUUUUGUAUUGUGUGUUCUAUAACCUGAAGAUCACUUGAGACAACCCGCUUGCUUGCUAGUGAGGACAUCGGUGGUCUUUUAUUCUGAGUCUGCCCUUUUCUCUGCCUGAGUCUCUAAUCAUGCUCAACCCCUUUAUGAGUCUGUUUUGGAAACAGGAUUCUCACAUUAGAUACUGAAAUGGUUUAUACUGAGCUUUUACUUGUGGAUAAUUUGUUAGGGGGAGGGGAGCCCUGGGAUACAGUUUCGACCUAGAUUCUAUCCAAAUCUAUGUACGUUGAGUUGGGCUAAUACUGGGUUCUAUGAUCAUUGUGGUUUCUAUUUAAGAAGAAGAAGAAAAAAAAGACACUACAUUUUCUUACAGAUGGCUCUUCUGAGUGUCCCCAGACUACUGACUUUGCAAAGAAAGCCGCCUGCCUGCCAUGAAGCAGGAAUAUCAUGUUCCCUUAAUUAUAAAAGCAAACAAUAAAACAAUGUGAAUUUCAUAAUACAAUGUGAACUGAUGUCGUAAGUUAAGCAAAUGUGAAGCUUCUGAUAACACUCAUUAGACCUCUUCCUGACUCCAGUCUCAGUUUGUAAACGAUAUUUCAUGCUUUCAGUUCAUUCAGCAUUGUGACUCAACAGGUAAAGAAAUGACACGCACGUGCAUGACCAGUGGGUUUGUGUGUCUCUGAACACUGCAUUUCUUCAGGUGGAGAUUUGAUUGUUUUGAAAGUUUCUCACAAUGUAUGUUAAUGUAUUAUUAUUAUUAUUAUAUAUUGUGUUCAAAUGCAUUCUUAAGAAACUUUUAUAUGAGGUGAAUAAAUGAAAGCAUGAUUAGA